AUGAAAGAAUUCGAACAAGCAGCAGACUUAUACGAGCCGUUAGAUUCCUCAGCUUCUGAUCCUGGAUUAUUGAGAAAACAUUCUUCUCAAAGAUCUUACACUGCCGCUGGAUUUGUAUACCCAUCAAUAAGGACUUUCUAUCAUCCUCACCCACAGGCCGACAAGCUCCCGACUAAGCCUACGCCACUCCCGCUUCUGGUGUUUGUUCAUGGUCUUGGAGGAAGUGCUGCUCAGUUCGCACCGCUCUUGACCGGGCUGAUCAACGCCGCGCCAUGUCUUGCUAUCGACCUUCCUGGAUGUGGCUUGUCUGACUUUCUCCCUGAAACACGAGAAGCAUACAAGUCAGAAGCUUUGGCUGCCUUGAUCGCCGAAGCCAUCACCCAACAUAGAGACGCUGAAAAUGGUCAGAAAGUUGUUCUGAUAGGUCACAGCAUGGGAUGUUCCCUUUCGACACUGCUAGCAUCAUCAACAUCGCCAUUGUCUCGUCUCAUCUCAGAGCACAUCAUUGGUUUCAUCGCUAUCUGCCCUCGCGCUGAGACCCUGACUGCGAGCCAAGUGGCGCGUCUACAGCACAUGCGUUACAUGCCCAUUCCUCUAUUCGAAGUCUUCCGCUGGUGGGACAGACGAGGAGGUGCUGAGAGCGCCAGUGUUUCUCGCUAUGCUGGCAAAGACGCAGACGCAGAGACCAAACGACUGCAACUACGUUUCAACGAGCAAAGCAAAUCCGAAGUCUUCAUGGCCAUGGCCCUCGGGUCCAUGCCAAAAUACGAGAACGAUAAGCCCGUCGGAGGAUUGCCUGGAGAAGCUGUCUGGUCUGGUCUCCGAAUUCCCACAUUCUGCAUUGGCGGAGAACAGGAUCAUGUUACCCCGCCUGAGAAUGUUGAGUUGAUUGCUAAGUGGCUAGGACGUCAAGUACCGAGAGAGCAAACGGUCACCACAGACGACGCCUUACCUAGUUCUGCUGGUGAGAUGGCCAUCAUCGACAACACUCCAAUCGAAGAAAAUGGCAAAAGCUUCGUCCCCGAGUUCACUGCAACUGGCCAGGAUCUGACGUCCGAAAGUCGACAAGACAGUGCGACACCAGAUCUCACAAAGAAGCCGAAGUUCGUUCUCAAGACCACAGUACUGCCGCAACCUGCUUCUCAUGCCUUGCUGUACGCGACUUCGACUGUGCGCGUCCUCUCAGGCUUGAUUCAGUCUUUUGCCGCCACACACAUCGAUCACCGAUUGUCUCUCGGUUGGCAACUGCAACAUCUGAGCACUGAAGGCAAAUGGGACGUGAAGAAUCUCCAGAAGUGGCAAGCCAUCAACCCUGUUUCGGAGCCCAUCGCUGGCAUUUUUCGAGCACAGAAGACGUUACGCGAAAUCGACGAAGAACAUACACCACGUGUGUACGUCAAGAAAUGGGGUGCCAGAAGCGGUAUCAAGCAUGGUGUCCGCAUGGUAGUUGACAUUAGUCACGAAAGUCCUGUCUACGAUCCCAAAGGACUCGAAGAAGGUGGAAUCGAGUACCACAAGUUCCCUACGGUCAGCAAACUGCCGCCAACUGUGGAAGAGGUCGCUGCAUUCAUAUCUCUCAUAGAUACUUUGCGAGAGCAGCUCAAGAAGCCAGAGGAACCGGAAGGAGCUGUGAUAGCUGUACACUGUCACUAUGGCUUCAACAGAACUGGCUUCUUCUUGGUCAGCUACAUGGUAGAGAGGUUGGGAUGGAGACUACAAGAUGCGCUGGAAGAAUUCGCAGAAAAGAGAGCACCAGGCAUUAGGCACGAGCAUUUCGUGAAUGAGCUCUUUGUGCGUUACAUGACCUUUUCACCGUCGACAACCCCCUUCACAACCGCCAAAAUGCCCGGUGUCUCCGUUCGCGAUGUCCCCGCCGACAAGUUCAUCCAGAACUACGCUUCCUUCUUGAAGAGACAGGGAAAGCUCGCCGUUCCCGGUUGGGUCGACACUGUCAAGACUGGUACCGCCAAGGAGCUUCCUCCCCAGAACGUUGACUGGUACUACGUCCGCGCCGCUGCCGUCGCCCGUCACAUCUACAUGCGCAAGACCGUCGGUGUUGGCCGUCUGCGCAAGGUCCACGGUUCCCCCAAGAACCGCGGCUCCCGCCCCAGCCGUCACGUUGACGCCUCCGGCUCCGUUGACCGCAAGGUCUGCCAGUCCCUCGAGAAGAUCGGUGUUCUUGAGAUCGACGAGGAGAAGGGUGGCCGCCGCAUCACCCAGUCCGGCCAGCGUGACUUGGACCGUAUCGCCAUGUCCACCCUUGAGGCCGAGCAGGAGGAGGAUGACGAGUAA
This is a messenger RNA of Aureobasidium melanogenum CBS 110374, 2292 nucleotides long. RefSeq lists its product as uncharacterized. Gene Ontology annotation, molecular function: structural constituent of ribosome; protein tyrosine/serine/threonine phosphatase activity; RNA binding. Bases 1 to 2292 code for a protein of 763 amino acids. Gene Ontology annotation, biological process: translation; protein dephosphorylation; ribosomal small subunit assembly. The transcript has 4 exons. Gene Ontology annotation, cellular component: ribosome; cytosolic small ribosomal subunit. The record is from RefSeq and is a predicted model, not a curated record. Lineage: Eukaryota; Fungi; Ascomycota; Dothideomycetes; Dothideales; Saccotheciaceae.